Molecule: messenger RNA, 3897 nt
Organism: Cetraspora pellucida
Lineage: Eukaryota; Fungi; Glomeromycota; Glomeromycetes; Diversisporales; Gigasporaceae
Source: the annotation of a GenBank genome assembly
AUGGACCAACGACAAUCGACAGAAGAGCUAGGAAUUUCGUGUAUUGAAGCGAGUUCCAAAUUAAUUGAUGACAUUAAACAAAUUUAUGAAAACCUUACUGUAUGUAAAAAAAUUUUGGACCCAUUUCUUUCAUCAAUCGAAAGAAUGAAAAUUUUACAGCAAAUGAAGUAUGAAAUUGGAUUAUACUUUUCACGGUACCAAGAACCUUUUUUUAAAUAUAAAGAUUUUUUAGAGAAGAUUAAGAAGUCUAUAAGUGAUUUAGUGGCUGUAGAAAAGGAUUGUAAACGUUGGGAAAAUAUAUUUUAUAAAAUUAUACACGCUCCAGAUAUAAAAAGAAAUAUAAUAAGAAAACUUGAGCCGUUAAUUCAGCUGGUUGAAAAGUAUAAAGAUUGUGAAGAACAAUUGAAAUCAACAAUGCUUUUAAUUAAGCAAAAAAGGCAUAAUGAUAUCUUGAACGAGAUUGCUAAGAAUUUGAAAGAAAUUCGACUUGAUGAUGUUGAUAAUAAAAAUGUAAUUGAAAAAAUUCAUGAUUUAAUUCAGAAACAACUUAAUCCAUCUAAUCAAUUCCCAGAUAUCAAACAAGACCUAUUGAGUGAUCCCCCUCAUAGAAAUAGUCCAAAUAGUCAUAUACUAACAAAUAUAUCCGAUUUAAAAUUAAAUCAUGGCUUGAUUAUCAACCCGAAAAAAAUACAAGCUUCGGAUUUUUCAGCGUGUAUCCUUAAAACUCAACCAGAAAUCAUCGAAUUGCGGGAUCGAAAAUUUCAACCCAAGUUAGUGCUUUCAUCAAAAUAUAAAGAUUCUUUUUUAUUAGAAAAUCAUAUUGAUCCAUCUGCGAUUAAUGUGAAAUACCUUGAUUGGAUGAAUGAUGCAAAUCCUCUAAAAAAUGAAUCCGCCGUAAAAGAUGUGUAUUUAGAAAUACAAAACUCACGGGUUGAAUUGGUUUUCAGAAAAGAAUCAAUAAAACCAUCUGAAAAAUUAAUCAAGGAUAUUAAAGUUGCAUUAAAUCAUCAGGAUCCUUACCGGGAGUUGAUGAAAGUAUUUAAAACUUACGGGUAUUUUUUGCCUGAGAAAGUUAUACUUGGACAUAAGUUAUAUGUAAUGUCACAUUUAAUCACAGAUGGAAAUUCAUCCGAGUUAAAUAUUAAGAAUGAUGAAUGGACACUAGAUGAUUUUUCGUCGGCAAAAUAUAAUGAAUUUCUUAACGAAUGGGAAAGUCACAUAAAGACAAAGUCGUUCAACUUUGAUUCAUCUUAUUUAGUUUCAAUUGAUGGCGAUAUAAUUAUGAGGAGUGAUAUUAAACGAUGGGUAAAUAAUUGUUCUGACGAAAUGAACAGUUCAUUAAACGUUAUCAGCUGGAAAAGUUUAUAUCCGCUCUAUGAAAUAUUAGAAGAGUCACUUUGUCAAGAAAUUAAAUUAAUUCUUGGAAAUGAUGAUCAGACAAUUAAUUCUGAAAUUAAAGCAAAGGUUCUCAUGGCUGGUGUAAUUUCAAUUAAAGACUCAAUAACAUACUAUCGAAUAAACUUUUCUCAUCAUCUUGAAUCAAAAAAUUAUCAACUUUUUGGAAAACUUAUGACACAAAGUGGCGUCCCAAUUGAUGAUUUUGUAGUUAAAUUUACAUCUAUGAAUAUAUAUGGAUUUUCAGUUACAAUUGAAAAUUUUGACACUAACGCUAAUAUUGAAAAGAACUUGAACAAUUCACAAAUAACUUGGAUAUUGAUUGGCAUACCAUCGGAAGUUGGCAUUUAUAGUUCGGAUACACGAAAUUUCUCCCUUUUAUGCUUAGGCAGUCACACAUUUACUCCGGAAACAGACAGCGAAAUUUACAGAGACGUUCCAUUAUUAGAAGUUCCCAAAGACUUACAAUCAGAUGCAAUUUUUAUUACAUCAUUUGUAUAUCCUCAAGAUCCUCAAGUGAACUAUGAGCCAUGUUUUAUGACUAGAAUUAAAAAUUAUAAUGAAAAAGGAAUUGAAGUUAUUAUCGAUAUUAAGGAGGAUAAAAUAAUGGAUAUUGAAGAUGAAUCUAUUAAUGCGGAAACUAAUGAGGAAACUAUUAUUAAUAAUAAUAGUAAACUUUUUAGUGAUGAUGACUAUAACGAUGAAAAAGGAAUUGAAACUAUUACCUAUAUUAAGGAGAAUAAAAUAAUGGAUAUUGAUGAUGAUGAUGACUAUAGCGAUGAAACUUCCAAUGAAAGUAUAGAAUUAGAAUAUUCAUUUCAAUGGUGCAUUCUUCAUUUAAAAGAUAAGACUGAGAGUGAUAACAAUAGUGCUAAUUCGAUUGUGCCAAUUAGUCAUUUAAAAGCAUUAGGACGAAGUGUGGGCAUGAAAAGUUCACAAUCACGCUUAGGAAAUAUUACUAAAUUAGACUUAAGUUACAAUAAGCUUGAUUCUGAACCAGAAAUGGUAGUAAAUAUCUUAAAAAGUGAUAUUCAUGUUAAUCACCUUGAUUUAAGCCAUAAUAAGUUUAUUAGUAAAGCAGGAAUGGCGUUACAAAAGGCUUUAAAAAAUAAUACAACUCUUUCAAACUUAAAUUUAAGUAAUACUAAUAUUGAUUCUUGCGUCGGAGAAGCUUUAGUAGAUGUUCUAAAAAAUAAUAAAGUCCUUGUUAAUUUGAAUUUAAGUUACAAUAAUCUUGAAAAUAAGGUGAUAGAGGAAUUGGCUAAAGUCCUAGAAUUAAACAGUAGUAAAAUUGCCCAUUUGAACUUAAGUUCUGUUAAUCUUGAAUUUCGAGGAGAAAUAGCUUUAGCGGAAGCAUUAAAAUCAAAUAAGACUCUUGUUAGUUUAAACUUGAGUUCAAACAAAAUUGGAUCUUUUGUCGAAACAAGUUUAACCAACUACCUGGAUACAAAAACAACUUUUUCAAAGUUAAACUAUAAACAAGAUGUAAUUAGUUGUGUAACAGCAAAGCAUUUGGAAUCAGCUUUAAAAGAGAACAAAACCCUGAUUGACUUAGACAUUAGUUCAAAUAGUAUUAGUUCAGAGGCGGGAAAGGUUUUAGUUGGUGCUUUAAAGCAAAACAGAACUCUACGUAGUUUGAAUUUAAAGAAUAAUAAUAUCGGUUCCGAAGCAGGAGAAGCAUUAGCAGAAAUUUUAAUAAAUACAAAUCAAACUCUUACCAGCGUGAAUUUAGGAUUAACUUGCAUUGGAUCUAAAACGGUAAAAUCUUUGGUGAAAGGAUUCAAUAAAGUUUGCCUUCUUAAUUUAGAUCUGAGUUAUAAUAAUAUUAAUCCUGAAGAAAGUAAGGCUUUACUUGAAGCUCUAGAAACUAAUACGACUCUUAAAUGUUUAAAUUUAAGUCACAAUUGUAUGAAUUUAGAAUGCGGAAAAAAGUUAGCAAAAUCUUUAAAAAUAAAUAAAACUCUUGUCAACCUAAAAUUAAUCCAUUGUAAUAUUAGCUUUGAAGUGGUAAAAAUUUUGGAAGAGACUUUAAAGCAAAAUAAGACUUUGACUCACUUAGAUUUAAGUAACAAUAACAUCAGUUUUGAUGCAGAGUUAAUAUUGGCAAAAAUUUUAGAAUUCAAUCAUGCCCUUACUAACUUAAAUCUGAGUCAUAAUGAAUUUAAUGUAGAAGCGGGAGAAGCUCUGGCGAGAGCUUUAGAAAAAAAUAAUACUCUUACACAUUUAGGCUUAAAAUCAACUAUAAUUGAACCUAAAACUGGAAAAGCUUUGGUUAAGGCUUUAGAGAUUAACAAAACACUUAUUGAAUUAGAUUUAAGCGACAAUAACCUAGAUUCUGAAGUAGGAAAGUUUUUAGCUGAAUCUUUGAAAGCUAACAAUUCUCUUAAAAGAGUGGACAUAAGCUCUAGCAUUAAUAAAUUUGAUUUGAGAGUAAUGGAAAGUUUAGUAAAACUUUCAAAAUCUAAGAUUUUGAGCUUAAAUAUAAAAUUUAGAGAUUUUUGA